Molecule: messenger RNA, 189 nt
Organism: Chondrus crispus (carragheen)
Lineage: Eukaryota; Rhodophyta; Florideophyceae; Gigartinales; Gigartinaceae
Exons: 1
Coding region: 1-189 (62 amino acids)
Source: RefSeq, a predicted model, not a curated record
AUGACCCAGCCAACCGUCAAAGCGCACAUCCACCAACAAUUUGGCUUCUCCACCUGGUCUAGCAUUGCCUUCGCCAUCCUCUCCGCUACACAUUCUUGUCAUGAGAAUCUCUCCACCCCAGCGGCUUGCACAAAUGAUAGGUUGUGUCUUGUGCAUUACGUAAACAAGCCACUGCAGAUCUCUGACUGA